Messenger RNA from Trichoplusia ni (cabbage looper), 1205 nucleotides. RefSeq lists its product as uncharacterized. The record is from RefSeq and is a predicted model, not a curated record. The transcript has 5 exons. The coding region runs from base 142 to 711 and encodes 189 amino acids. NCBI's taxonomy places the organism in Eukaryota, Metazoa, Arthropoda, Insecta, Lepidoptera, Noctuidae. Gene Ontology annotation, cellular component: lysosomal membrane.
AUUGAUUGUUGUCUGAUCCGAUUGUUAUUGUAAAAUGGAAGUAGUCUCUACCAGCUUUCACAGUAAAAAUUGAAAUAUUGGAUAAAAACAACAAUCAAAAUUUAGUCAUUUGAUGGUUUCUGUGCACUAAACUAAUACAAAAUGGAAGUUCAUUUAAUUGUGCUGAUUCUCGCUGCUUUUUCCGCGACUUAUGUCUCUGGUCAUUCAUAUGAGGACAACCGCUGUAAGUGUGUGUGCCCGAGUCCGGCGGCGGUGCUCAACAACACAGCGGGUGCAGACCGAAGCCCUUUCAUGAAGUCUGCCAAUGUCCCACCAAAUAAAUGCAAUUGCGAGAAUGUGAUCCUUCCUCGGGUGGCAGACCAGAUCAAGGGUCGGGAGCAAGAGUUCUGCCCCCGCUGUGAGUGCAAGUAUGAAAACAGAAAUACUACUAUCAUCAAGGUGGUAGUGAUCAUCGUGAUCUGGGUGAUCAUGCUGCUGGUGGUGUACAUGGGAUUCCUGAUCUGCCUGGACCCGCUCAUCAACAAGCGCGCCAAGGCCUCCUACCAGGAGCACACCAAUGAAGAAGACGAGGGCAGCUUGGGCGGGCCGUCGCAGCAGCUGGGCGCGCGCGGCAACGUGCUCAACCGCGUCACACACCAGCAGGACAAGUGGAAGCGGCAGGUGCGCGAGCAGCGCCGCAACAUCUACGACCGCCACACCAUGCUCAACUAGGAGCGCGACAGACACACUCACACGUAUCUAUUCCAUCGUAUAACGUAGUUAGCUAGGGAACUAAACGUUUUUACCAUUUGAGGAUUUUAUUAUAAUUAUAUUACAUGUAAGUAAAGAAUUUAUAAAAAAAUUAUGAAUUUUGACUAAUUAUUCAAUAUUUGAAUCUUAGGAAAGCCAAUACAUGUUAGUAAUUUAAAGAAAUCACACUGAAUUUGCAAUACUUCACACAAACCCUAAACGCUUAACCUUUGUAUCUUCUACAACGAAUAAUUUAAUGUUUACUAGAAAAUUACUAUGUAAGCACAUGUACAUCUAACUAGAGAUAGUAUCUUAUACAGUUUCGAAGCAAUAAUAACAGUAGUCAUUAAUCCUCCUUAUAGUAUAAUUACUUACCAAUUUUAUGAUAGUACCUGACAGUUGUCAAUAACUUAAUAAGUAUUAGAAAUUUUAAACAUGUUUCUCUACAUAUAUAAUUACAAGUAUUACACAUCUGA